AUGCCUACCUCCACGCCACCUUUCGAUCAGCCCUACAUUACUUUAUCGUGCAUGUCGACAUCCGCGUGCCGUGUCAAUGGUCAAUGGGAAGCUGCUUGGUUGCGUUACACGGAACAUAGAGUGGACUUGCGGCACAUUUUUGCACUCCGCACAUUUAGACGCACAUCUCCCGGACGCACGGUGAUUGCACCCGUGCACACUAAGGUAGACUUCGGCUCAAGCGGACCACAACAAAUUGUCUUAACCCACCGUCAUCGCCGACAACUAUCCGAAGUGUCUUGGUGGGAGGAUGGGCAGACGAGGUCUUCGCACGUACUCAUUGUCCGCCAUGAAGCAGCUCCCCAAAUUAUCUAUGGAGUGCUCGUCCUUAUGGUCAUAAAUCCACAAUCACAGACGCAAGUUGCCAUCAAGCAAAUCUGCGUGGCUGGCCCCUCCCUUCGAUGGAGGCCGGAUUGUCUUAGACAUUUCUAG
Colletotrichum costaricense is the source of this 471-nucleotide messenger RNA. RefSeq lists its product as uncharacterized. The record is from RefSeq and is a predicted model, not a curated record. Bases 1 to 471 code for a protein of 156 amino acids. NCBI's taxonomy places the organism in Eukaryota, Fungi, Ascomycota, Sordariomycetes, Glomerellales, Glomerellaceae. The transcript has 3 exons.